AUGAGUAAAGAUCUCUAUCAAAAGUUACAAAAGAGUUUAAAUGAUAAAGACAUACCAGAAUUUCCAUCAAAUGUACCUAAAGAAGUACUAAAUACUAUAGAUGACGAACUAAAUGACAGCUUUAGAAAUUUCAAUAAUCUUUCUAUGAAUGAAAUAGCUAGAAAUAGAGAAUUGUUACCUUUUAUUACAGAUAGUUAUUUAAUAGGUGAGAAGAUAGAUUUAAAUGAAAUAGAAAAGAUGUUGAAAUGUUAUAAACCUGUUGAAUUGAAAGAAGAACCUUCAGUAAUUAAGAAAAUGGUUUCAACUGGAUUUUCAACAGCUUCGGGUAAAAAUACUGAAACGGUAAAAGAGAACCAAAAAGAAGAUAAAGAGUCAAAUGUUGAAGAUUAUAUUUUAGAGAGGAUCAGAAAAGAAAUUUUAGAAACCGACCUUCAUUUAUCAUGGGAUGUGGUUGUUGGAUUAGAACUAGUUAAAAAGACUAUCAAUGAGAUAAUAUUAUGGCCUAUGCUUAGACCAGAUUUAUUUACAGGACUUAGAGGACCUCUUAAAGGGAUGUUACUUUUUGGUCCACCUGGAACAGGUAAAACAAUGAUAGGUAAAUGUAUUGCAUCACAAGCUAAAGCCACAUUCUUUUCAAUAUCAGCAUCUUCACUAACUAGCAAAUGGGUAGGGGAAGGAGAAAAGAUGGUAAGAGCAUUGUUUUAUCUAGCUAGAAAAAUGAGUCCAUCAGUUAUAUUUAUAGAUGAGAUUGAUUCUUUACUGUCACAGAGACAAGAUAAUGAAAAUGAGGGAAGUCGAAGAAUUAAGACUGAAUUUUUAGUUCAGUUUGAUGGUGUUAAAGCAGAUGAUAAAAAACAAAUUCUUAUAAUUGGUGCAACAAACAGGCCACAUGAAAUUGAUGAAGCAGCAAGAAGAAGAUUAGUUAAAAGAAUUUACGUUCCUCUACCUGAUAAGAAAUCGAGAAUUCAAAUGGUUGUAAAUUUAGUUAGUGAAAUGAAGAAUCAAAUUAGUGAAACUGAUUUAGAAACAAUAGCUGAUAUCACAUUAGGAUAUUCAGGUAGUGAUAUUUUUAAUCUUUGUAGGGAGGCUGCUUAUGAACCACUUAGGGAAAUUGAUGACAUUUCUAAGUUUAAUUCAUUAGAUGCAAGGCCUAUUUUACUUAAAGAUUUUCUAAAUGCAAGUAAAUUAAUUAGGAAAAGUGUAGCAGAAGAAGAUUUAGAAUUAUUUGAUAAAUGGAAUAAGGAAUUUGGUUCGGUUAAUUAA
Hepatospora eriocheir is the source of this 1263-nucleotide messenger RNA. NCBI's taxonomy places the organism in Eukaryota, Fungi, Microsporidia, Hepatosporidae. The record is from the annotation of a GenBank genome assembly.